CGCCCCCGCCCCCCGGGGUGCAUCCCAGCUGGACACCGCGCGGGGGCUGCGGCGCCAGUGGAGGCGCGGAGCCUGUGCUGCUGAGGUGGAGCGGCCGCCGCGAGGAACCCCGCGCGCCCCGCCCCGGCGCCAUGCACUGCGAGGUGGCCGAGGCGCGCUCAGACAAGAGGCCGGCGGAGGCCCUCGGAGCCCCGGGCCGCGGCGCGCACAUGGCCUUCAGGGUCGCGGUGGGCGGCGGCGGCUGCGGGGACGCGGGACCGCGGGAACUGCUGCCCCGGACGCCUGCACCGCCGCCCCGCGCCCACGACCUCCUGCGGCCCCGGAGCCCCCGAGACUACGGUGCGUCCAAGGCCGCCGCUCCAGGCAAGGUGAACGGGAGCUAUGCCCACUGCACUCCCAGCUCAGAGAAGAGCCUGCUGGACCUGGACCUCGCCGAAGGUCCCAGCCCCACCUGUCGCCAGGGCCUGUUUCUCCCCACGGGAACCCCUGCAUCCCGGGGCCACCCCCCAGCCUGUGAGCGGCUGCUGCACUUUCCUCACCCUAACAGGUCGCCCAGACCCCAGGCUGCCUAUGUGAAUGGUGGCCUCCCGGUCACACAGCACAUCAAGCAGGAGUCCCUGCCUGACUACCGGGCCCUGGCAGAAGCCCGGGCACCCCUGCCUGCCCACUGCCGGGCCCCUCCAGCCACCAGCCUGCACUCAGACCUGGACCUCCCUGGACGAGGCCUCGCGAACCCUGCACCUUCCUGCUACCUUCUGGGCAGUGAGCCUGGCUCCAGCCUGGGUCCUCCGCCUGAUGCCCAUCUCCCUGAGGGCAGCCUGAAGCACUGCUGCCUCUUGGGCCUUUCCAGUUCCUCGACCUCCUCCUCUUCUGACGUCACCUCCUUCAUCUGCUCCUCCCAGGCAGCUCUGGUCACCUGUGUCAAUGGGCUUCGGAGUCCCCCUCUGCCUGGGGAAUUGGGUGGUCCUGCCAAGAGGGCACGGCCGGGCAUCGUGGCCACUGAGGUUCAUGACGGCAGCCUGCAGCUUGCAGCCUGCCGGAAGACAGGUUUCCUGAAGCAAGAACCUGAGGAUGAGUUUUCGGAGCUCUUCGGGCCUCAUCAGCAGGGCCUGCCGCCCCCCUACCCCAUGCCUCAGUUGCCGCCUGGGCUGGGCCUCGGAGGCCUGGGUCUGGGCCUGGCGGGUAGGGUGGUGGCCGGGCAGCAGGCCUGUCGCUGGGUGGACUGCUGUGCAGCCUACGAGCAGCAGGAGGAGCUGGUGCGGCACAUCGAGAAGAGCCACAUCGACCAGCGCAAGGGUGAGGACUUCACCUGCUUCUGGGCGGGCUGCGUGCGCCGCUACAAGCCCUUCAACGCUCGCUACAAGCUGCUCAUCCACAUGAGGGUGCACUCGGGCGAGAAGCCCAACAAGUGUAUGUUUGAAGGCUGCAGCAAAGCCUUUUCGCGGCUGGAGAACCUCAAGAUCCACCUGCGGAGCCACACAGGGGAGAAGCCGUACCUGUGCCAGCACCCGGGCUGUCAGAAGGCCUUCAGCAACUCCAGCGACCGUGCCAAGCACCAGCGCACCCACCUGGACACGAAACCCUACGCCUGUCAGAUCCCUGGCUGCUCCAAGCGCUACACAGACCCCAGCUCCCUCCGCAAGCAUGUGAAGGCCCACUCAGCCAAGGAGCAGCAGGUGCGGAAGAAGCUACACGCGGACCCCGAUACUGAAGCUGACAUCCUGACCGAGUGUCUGGCCCUGCAGCAGCUCCAUGCGUCCACACAGCUGUGUGGUGGUGAAGGGAAGGGUGGCCGCACCCUGGGCCAAGAGCUACUCCCAGGUGUCUAUCCUGGCUCUGUCACCCCCCAGAACGGGCUUACAUCAGGCCUCCUACCCCACACGCACGAAGUCCCUUCCAGACACCACCUACUAGAUGCUGCCACCAGUUCCCACCACCACCUGUCCCCUCUGCCUGCAACCGAGAGCACCAGGGAUGGGCUGGGACCCGGCCUCCUGUCACCCGUGGUUAGCCCACUGAAAGGGCUCGGGCCACCGCCACUGCCAACAUCGUCCCAGGGCCAUUCUCCAGGGGGCCAGCCCUACCCCACGCUCCCCAGCAAGCCUCCCUACCCGCCCUUCCAGAGCCCACCCCCUCCACCGCUGCCCAGCCCACAAGGGUACCAGGGCAGUUUCCACUCCAUCCAGAACUGUUUCCCCUACGGUGACUGCUACCGCACGGCCGAGCCCACAGCCACUGGAGAUGGCCUGGCUGGGGAGGCCCACGGCUUCAACCCCCUUCGGCCCAAUGGCUACCACAGCCUCAGCGCAACUUUACCUGCCACAGGCUACGAGGCCCUGGUCCAGGCCCCGUGCCCCACAGCGCCGCCUCCACAGCCGUCUGAAGAUGUCGUGCCCAGUGGUCCUGAGGACUGUGGCUUCUUCCCCAACGGGGCCUUUGACCACUGCCUGAGUCACAUCCCCUCCAUCUACACAGACACCUGAGGAAGGCCCUGCCCGAGCUGCCCUCCGCUGUAGGUGCCCUCUGCCCACCUGGCACCUGUCUCCACCUCCACACACUUGGCAGAGCCUGGCCACUGCUCCCUGGGGGACUGGCAGUGACCCCAGGCUAGGGUGUGAUGGCCAAGACUGAGCUGGGCACUCAGAAGUGCCCAGAAGGCCCCACAGCCUGGGACAGUCCCUUGACUGUGUGUCUUUCGUCUCUGCCCCUCCCAUGGUUUUGAAAUCACAGACCUCGUGUAUAUAAAAUGUACAGGGCUUGUUUUUCAUUCCCCUGCCAGUUUUAUAUAUUUUUUGGUUUUACAAGAAAAACAUUAAAAACCGGAAAUGAGA
Erinaceus europaeus (western European hedgehog) is the source of this 2831-nucleotide messenger RNA. It is a transcript of the gene GLIS1, whose product is annotated as GLIS family zinc finger 1. The transcript has 11 exons. Gene Ontology annotation, biological process: regulation of transcription by RNA polymerase II. Gene Ontology annotation, molecular function: RNA polymerase II cis-regulatory region sequence-specific DNA binding; DNA-binding transcription factor activity, RNA polymerase II-specific. Lineage: Eukaryota; Metazoa; Chordata; Mammalia; Eulipotyphla; Erinaceidae. Gene Ontology annotation, cellular component: nucleus. The record is from RefSeq and is a predicted model, not a curated record. Bases 132 to 2483 code for a protein of 783 amino acids.